AUGUCAGCCUCAUACUUGAAAGGACUUUGUACAAGGUACAAGAAUCUACUGCUGAAGGAAAUGAUCAAAAGUAAGACAUUUCUUUCUUCAGAAGCUGAAGAAGAGGAUUUGACAACCAGGAUAAGGCAGAUUCAAUCUUCCUUGAGACGGUUAAAGGACUUUGGUGCUAAAUUAGAAGAAUCGAUGAAAGAACUUUCCAUUGCCUUGGAAUCAAAACAAGACAAUGAGUCUGAAAUUGAAAAAUUUACAGAAGAUAGUGAGAAGUUGUUUGAAUUGCUCACAGAUGUUACAGAGCGCUCAGAAGAACUUCUACUAUUGAAAAAAAAAUUGGAACAAGUGGACAUUCCAUAUAUGAAGACUGAAGCACCAAAUGACCCACGAAUAGACCACAUAAUAGAUCUGCAGACGAAAAUGCAGGAACAACUGAUGCAUUUCCAAGAACUUCAAAUUCAGGAACUGCAUAGAAAAGAGAAGAUAUGCAAAGAGAAAGAAACUCCAGUAGUUAAACUACCAAAGUUUGAGCUCCCUUCAUUCAACGGAGACAAGUUAAAGUGGAAAGAGUUCUGGGACUCCUUUGAAGCUUCAGUACACAAAAACACAAGGCUUUCCAAUAUUGAGAAGUUCAACUACUUGUAA
This is a messenger RNA of Saccostrea cuccullata (small rock oyster), 636 nucleotides long. RefSeq lists its product as uncharacterized. NCBI's taxonomy places the organism in Eukaryota, Metazoa, Mollusca, Bivalvia, Ostreida, Ostreidae. The transcript has a single exon. The record is from RefSeq and is a predicted model, not a curated record. The coding region runs from base 1 to 636 and encodes 211 amino acids.